UCCCCACACUAGUACGCAACUGCAAUUUCGUAAUCUACCGUCAAUUGCUUCGUCGCGGUUCUCUGUGAAAAACAAAGAAAUUGAGUGAGAGAGAGAAACCCUAACCCUAGCUCGGUCUCUGAUCUCUCGAAUCUAAUCUCUAUGGCCUCCGGCGGAUCUUCAGGCCGAACCUCGUCGGGUCCGAGAUCGUUCGGUUUCGACUCCGAUGACGUCCUCUGCGCCUACGAUGCCUACACCAACCAGGAUCCACCCAACGGAAACCGAUCAGAUCCAUCGCCAAAGGGUUUUCAUGAAAGCAGAAUGGGAAGACAGUUGGUUAGUGUUUAUGGUCAACAAGAUGAGUAUUCAAAAGAAGAAAUAAUAGAUGCUGUUGAGAAGUGCAUGAAAAAGUAUGCUGACAAUCUAUUGCGCCAUCUUGAUGGGAUCAGUGGACGGUUGUCACAACUGGAGAUAUAUUGCUACAAACUCGAGCGGUCAAUAGGUGAAUUUCAAGCUGAUAUGAACCGUGAUCAGAGUCAAGCAGAUACAAAGCUCAAGUCUCUUGAAAAACAUCUGCAAGAAGUCCACAGGUCCAUUCAAAUUCUCAGAGACAAACAAGAGCUUGCCGAAACUCAGAAGGAGUUGACCAGACUUCAGCUAGCACCCAGGGAAUCUGCCUCUACUACCAAAUAUCAAAACAACGAAGACACCAUCUCAUCAUCGUCAGUUCCUGAGCCCAAAAGGCACGAUGACACACCAAACGUUCCCAGUCAGCACUUAGCCCUUGCUUUGCCCACCCAGAUCCCAGUAUCAUCCUCUCUUCCCACUAGAACUCCUGAAAUGAAUCAGCUUCCAAUUCAGCAGCAGCAGCAGCAGCAGCAGCAGCAGUCACCUGCUCUUGCCCCUCCACAUAAUCAUUACACACCACAACAACCAGCCCCCUUUUAUUCUCAGCAGAGCCAGGCCUUGCAGCCUGAAACACAAGCACAGUACAUACAACCGAGAGCUCAAAUUCAGGAACCAAGCCAAGCACCACCACCACAACAUCAGCCUCACAUAGCAAAUCAGCCCCAAAAUCCACAGCCAUUCCCUCAAUACCAGCAGCAGCAUUGGCCUCAGCCAUCUCCCCAGCAGCUCACCCAACAGGCUAUGGCACCAACUCAACCACCAACUUCACAAUCCCAACUUGCUCGACCUCAAACACCACCCAGUUAUAUCCCGUACACCCAUCAGCCCAAUAAUCAGGAAACCUUUGCAUAUUCAACAGUUCCUCAAUCUGGAGUUAACCAAAGUUCUUUUGGAAUGCCUUCAACCAAGCCCACUGGUUAUGCAAGUGCUUCACCUUACGCACCACAGCCUAAUGUACAGGGCUAUAACACUGUCUACAGUUCGGAUGGAAGCAGAGUUCAGGCGUAUCAAAGAGGAAACUAUCCACCCCCAAGCAAUGUUUCGGGCAUGCAGAACCAACACCUGCUUCUUGGAAACAGUAGCGGUUUUCAUGUGCGAAGCCAUCCUUAUAUGGACAUGAUUGAGAAAGCUGUGAGUAUGGGAUAUCCAAGGGAUCAGGUCAUCGGUGUUGUAAAUAGGAUGGCAGAGAGCGGGCAGCCUGUGGACUUUAACGCGCUGCUCGAUAGGUUGAACUCUGGUCCUGCUGCUGGAGGAUCGAGGUGGUGAUGAUUUCGUACUUCUGUCCUGUCUUUAAUAAAGCAGUCAUGCUAGAGUAAGUCCAAUGUAUUCUUGUAUAUAUGGAGUAUGCGUGAGUUUUAUGAUAGUUUGGUGUUCCCACUUCCCAUAAAUGAGAUUUGUGAAGUGAAACUGGAUCUUGCUUGGGAACAUGAAUUAUGUGUCUGGGAAUGGGUUUCGUCUUGUUAUUGGAGCCUUGAGAUACCAAGUUAAAGGGGAAAAAAUAUAUUGGCUUAAUUAUGUUGUAAUAAUUUUCAGCAGGGUGUCACGCGUAUCCUAUAUUUUGGA
This is a messenger RNA of Asparagus officinalis (garden asparagus), 1950 nucleotides long. RefSeq names its product mediator of RNA polymerase II transcription subunit 15-like. Lineage: Eukaryota; Viridiplantae; Streptophyta; Magnoliopsida; Asparagales; Asparagaceae. The transcript is spliced from 3 exons. The coding region runs from base 142 to 1653 and encodes 503 amino acids. The record is from RefSeq and is a predicted model, not a curated record.